Molecule: messenger RNA, 1446 nt
Organism: Bacidia gigantensis
Lineage: Eukaryota; Fungi; Ascomycota; Lecanoromycetes; Lecanorales; Ramalinaceae
Exons: 2
Coding region: 1-1446 (481 amino acids)
Biological process (GO): adenylate cyclase-activating G protein-coupled receptor signaling pathway
Cellular component (GO): heterotrimeric G-protein complex
Molecular function (GO): G-protein beta/gamma-subunit complex binding; GTPase activity; G protein-coupled receptor binding
Source: RefSeq, a predicted model, not a curated record
AUGGCUGAUCCGAUCACUGUUAUCGCCACUGCCGGCGCUAUAUCAAACAUCGUGGACGUCCUCGGCAAGACCUUGAGCAUUCUUCAUAAAGUUCGGAUCCAAUGGAAGGCUGCUGACCUUACAUUUAUGAGUCUCAUGUCUCAACUUACUGCGCUCAGAGCUGCAUUGAUUAAGAUACAAGAAUGGAUCGAUGCAAAUCUUGACGAGGCACACCAUCAACUGGUCAUGGACUUGGAUGUCUCUUUAGCAUGCUGUAAAACCCUUAUCGGCAUAAUUGACGGGCAGCUCUCGGAUAUUACUAAAAAGCCCGAUGAAACCCUGGAUCUAGCUACCAAGUUCAAAUUCGUCUUCAAUGGAAGAAGUAUGGACGAGCUACUCACAAUGAUAGAACGACAGACAAGUUCGAUAAAUUUGCUCUUGACGGCUUGCAAUUGGUGCAGUAAAACCCUUUCUGAGCAGCAAUCACUACUCGAAAAGUCCAGUACCAGGAAGCUAUUCGGACAAACGGAGAAUGAUUCUGCUUCAUUGAUAGUCCAUCGCGACAGUCUUUCUUUCUCGAGCCCUUUCUCCGACAACUUGUCAAAGCUAUCGAGGAUCUUCCCAUUUGAUCGCGAGCUUUUCACCUCCAAGGUAUAUGAGCAAGUCUUCCGUGGCUCUUUGAAGGCAACGUUGCGACGGCAUCGAACAGAUUCCAUGCUAGUUGAAGCAAGGGAACGGUCUGAGGCUAUUGAUCGUCAUCUCAAAAGAGAUGAGGAGACAAGUCGUAGGGAAGAAAAAGUACUCCUAAUUGGGACCACGGCCUGUGCAACCCAAGUAGUACUCCAGAAGAUGCGGGCCUUUCAUCAUCUUCACCAUGGCGAGGCAACACCAUAUUCUCUACCCGCAUUGCCCUCUAAAGCUGCAGAUCAACUUACACGAGGCAUUGAAGAGCACACCUUUGACCACAAAUCCUUUCGAGUACACAUCGUCGAACUCGGGGAACAAGCCAGUCAGCGACAAAAGUUCAUCAAUCAAUUUGACGGCACCAUUACGGCUGCAAUCAUUGUGGUAUCACUGACUUCGUAUAAAGAUGCGACUUCACAGCAGCUAGAUCCAAGUCAGAACAGUAUGAAACAAAGUCUUCAGCUAUUUGAUUCUUUGUUCAACUCAAGAGUUUUCAAGCGCAAGCCAGUCAUACUGCUUUUAACUGACUACACAAAUUUCAAAAAGGGACUAAGUAAGACACCAUUGAAUAGGGAUUUCCCCGACUAUACAGGAGGCAAUGAUGCUCCAACAGCUGUCAAGUAUAUUCUUCGGCAAUUCAACCGGCUGAACCGCAACAACCUUGCGAUAUACCCCCAUCUCCUGGAACCUGAUGAUAUGAAGAUGGCCGGUCUCAUUUUCUCCGUUGUGGCUGAGGCAUCAAUUCACACGAACGUAGCACGCUGGCUAACGGAAGCCCUCUGA